UAAAGGUUCAAGUGUCCUAAAAAAUACAGAAAAAAAAAACUAAUUAUGUGAUGAAAAACAUUAUGGCUACUGAAUUAGAUUUUAAGGAUUUCGAGAAAAUUUGUCGGGUAUGCACACGGUUAGCAGAAAAAUUAACAUCAAUUAUGUUAUACAAUAUAAUUGAUAUGAUAAAGGCUUGUACUUCUGUAAAAAUUAUUCAAAACGAUGAAUUACCGCAUCAAGUUUGUGAGAUAUGUUUAGCUCGGUUACAAAACGCAUUCAAUUUUAAAGAACUAUGUGAAAAUUCUGAUUAUGAACUACGACAAAUCUAUAUAAAGAAACGACAAAAAGAGGAAAUUACUAUUGAAGAUGUAAAACUUGAAUCAUACGAAUGUAAAUCUGAAACAUCUGAAUUGUUAACGGAACAAAAUGAAAGUAAAUGGUUUGAGGACAAACCAGAGCCAGAAGAUCAACAAAAUGAUUUAGAAGACUACGACGAAAUGGUAGAAAGUAAAGGAGAUAACGAUACAACCGAUAGUGAAAAUGAAUGUUUAAGUAAACGAAUAGAACGUUCUAAAAGGAAACUUGAAAAGACUGAAAAAUAUAAUUGUGAAUUAUGUAAGCAUACAUUUGAUGGUGUAUGGCGAUUAGGCGUUCAUAUGAAACGUAUCCAUAACGCCGAAGGAAAACAAUGUACGAAAUGUUCUCUGAUCUGCUAUCAUGAGCUACAUUUAGAAGCGCAUGAACGCACUCAUAUAGAUAAAAAAUUUACGUGUGAUAUUUGUAACAAGAAUUUCGCAAAUUCGCGUAAAUUAAAGAAACAUAAAAUUGCUCAUUCAACCGAUCGGCCGUAUCAUUGCACUCAGUGUGAUAAGUCAUUUAAAGAGAAAUGUGUACUGACACAGCAUGUUAAAAGAAUUCACAUAAAUCCUGAUCCACAUGAAGUAUGUCAAAUUUGUGGAAAAUCCGUGGGGAAGGCAUCACUCGAACGACAUUUAACCAUACACGAUAAACGAUUAAUGUAUCCGUGCACGGAAUGUCCGAAAAAAUUCUUCAAGGAAAUAUCGUUAACGAAACAUGUUCGUCGUGUACAUCAGAACGAAGCGUUGCGAUACAUGUACCUGUGUAAUAUUUGUGGUCGCGGUUUAUUGUCCAAAGCUGAGUUACGUCGACAUUUAUGUACACAUACGGGCGAAAAACCGUUUGAAUGUACGAAUUGUGAUAAACGAUACAAUGAUCGGGGUGCUUUACGCAGGCAUAUUAAAUCGGCACACUUAGAUGAACGACCUUUUUCGUGUACUGUGUGUUCAAGGGCGUUUCAUACGAAACUUAUUUUACAGAAUCAUAUGCGUAGGCAUACGGGUGAGAGACCGUUUCCAUGUUUAGUUUGUGGGAAGUCGUUUGGUUUUAAAACUGUUUUACAGACACAUAUGAAAGUUCAUUCUUCGUAAUUUAAUGAAAAUCUGUGGAUUGGACAUCAAACGGUAACAUUCAGGUUCUGAUCUAGACGGGGGGGGGCGAACUUUAUUUUUAAGAAUUGACAUAUGCAAAUAUGGAAUCUGUUAACACGUUUAACGCUUUACGUGAUAGUGAAACGGAGACUUUUCUCUUUUGAUUUUGAUUAAUAGUAAAAGUACUGCUCGUAAGAAACUCGCGCUG
Messenger RNA from Chrysoperla carnea, 1638 nucleotides. Its product is annotated as zinc finger protein 501-like. The record is from RefSeq and is a predicted model, not a curated record. Gene Ontology annotation, molecular function: DNA-binding transcription factor activity, RNA polymerase II-specific; RNA polymerase II transcription regulatory region sequence-specific DNA binding; zinc ion binding. The transcript has 2 exons. Gene Ontology annotation, cellular component: nucleus. Gene Ontology annotation, biological process: regulation of transcription by RNA polymerase II. Bases 51 to 1430 code for a protein of 459 amino acids. Lineage: Eukaryota; Metazoa; Arthropoda; Insecta; Neuroptera; Chrysopidae.